Messenger RNA from Linum tenue, 402 nucleotides. The record is from the annotation of a GenBank genome assembly. NCBI's taxonomy places the organism in Eukaryota, Viridiplantae, Streptophyta, Magnoliopsida, Malpighiales, Linaceae.
AAACAACCAUUAGAAAAGAACAAUUUUAUCCAUUUAAAAAUGGCGAAGAAAGAUAGGUGAGAAAAGAAUCAAGGUCGAAGAGGCGGAUAGAGAAAGGGAGCCGCUACGUGCGCUGUGUGGGGAUUUUGGAAGCUGAGAAGAGGAUCGAGGAACAACCGAGGAGAAAGAGAGGGAGCAAGGUUUUCGCGCGACCAGAUGACUCGAGGAAAGCAGAAGAUAGAAGCGCAAAAGAAGAAUGCAGAGAAGAAUCAGAAAUCCAAAGGCUCUCAAUUUGAGGCCAGAGUCGUUGCUCUCAAAGUCACUUGCCCCAUCUGUAAGGUACAACUAGCCAAUCAAAAUCAGCUUGGGGAUCAUUAUGGAGCUAAACAUCCAAAGGAGAAGCCCCCUGCUGAAUCAAGCUGA